AUGAUCGUUCAACGAACGACUUCGUUGCUCGCUAUCGUCGCUAUCGUUGCGUGCGGGCUGUUCAUUCUCUCCAAGACAACAAAUACCACUUUCGAAAGUGUGUCCAACGUCAAAUUCGGCCCCUCGCGAUACAUUCCAACCAAACUACCCUCCUUUGAAGACCUCCGCCAUCCUUUCCGUCCCGCGGCUCAUAAACCGCCGGAGCAAGCAAAUAGCACCAGCGGUGAGUCCAAAUGGUUCACUGACUGGAAGUGGUUGAACCCCUUUUCGUCAUCGAUCACGCUCGACGAACAUCGUACCGUGCUCCCACCUUUACCGGAACGUCCACCCGUGUACACUUUUUACGAACCGAAUAGCAAGAACGAUGAAGCAUUACAAAAGGCAGAUGGCCAGCUACUUUUGGCAUGGAGACGCGCUUGGUACGCCAAAGGGUUCCGACCUGUAGUUCUCAGUCGGGCCGAAGCAAUGAAGAAUCCGUUGUAUGAAGAGGUUCAACGGCGACAACUUGACGCAGAACUAGAAUUGGACUUUUUCAAAUGGUUAGCUUGGGGUCACAUGGGCAGGGGACUGUUUGCAGAUUGGCUGUGUUUCCCAAUGGCUCGAUACGACGACGUGACAUUCAACUACCUUCGUACUGGUACUAUACCUACUCACAUCACUCGAUUCGAUAAACUUGAUCGAGCACUAUUUGUUGCUGAAAGCGCCACUAUUAAUGAUGCAAUUAAGGCUGCAGUCCAGGAUGCGGACGACAAGACUUCGUCGAUAUUAGAUCUUAUCCCGUCCGACCUGUUCAUAAACGAGCAAUCUGAUGCCUUGGCAUAUUACGACUCCAGCACUGUUCCAACAAACUACCAUGACCUUACUGAGAAAUAUCAUGCACUUCCGGGUGCUGAACGACAAGCGCUUGUUGAGUUGAUUGAUGCACAUCUCCAUACAACCUUUCUCAAUAAUUUCCCGUCCGGAUUUACGGUCAUUAAGCCCUUUGCCGAGCACACGACAGCAUUGGUUCAGCCCGCCUUGCAGCUCGCAAAAGCUCUUUCGAAAUGCCCUACGUCCGAGUUUUCUGGCUCGUGUCCUCCUAAUCGUCCGACGUGCAAGCCCUGCAAUUCGAAAUCCAAGGCGAUCCCAAUCGCCCAACCACAGGCUUUUAAGAAUGACACCAGCACUUAUUCGAUUGGAGUCUUACCUCAUCCGCUCACCCUGAUUGCCCUUCAGCACGACUCGAUCGAGAUUGAUACCGCCUAUAUUCGACGUAAAACCCCUCGUGAUCCAUGGCUGGCAACCGUCACCAGUGAGCUUCUGGGCCCCAAUCGUGCGGGUUCUUCGCGUGCCGUUACAUUCAAGGAGUUAGUUGCCGGGGACGAAUUCGGUUCUUCGACAUUCUGGAUGACUGUUGAGACACUUCCAGCAAAAGAAGGAGACAACCUUCCUAAAGAGUUGGUGGCCGAGUUGGAAUGGCAUUUUGGAUUCACCAUCAAGACCGGAGAUACUGAAGACGAUGCCAAAAAGAGUGGCGAGGAACCACAGCCAUCUGUGGACCACGAGUAUGAGCUGAUUAGUAAAGCACGCGACAUGCUUCGCGAUAACCCGUCAGUCGCGUUAGUCUGCGCAAUAUCGCAGAAGCUUGGAAUUUAGCAGAUAUUGAAGUGUGGCGAUUUGUACAGGCUUAUAGGGCACGCAGUGUAGUUGAACGAGAAAAGUGGGAGGAGGAAGAAGAGAACUUUAUUGGCGCCAAAGCUGACUGAGUCAAUAGACACUUUGAUCGAUCUUGAUUUACAAAUUCUUAUGUGUGUAAAUAUUUCCCAUUCUUGCUUUUGAUACGCAUCUAGACGGCGUUUUUGUUUUUUCCCAUCUAUCUUUCUGGUGUGGAGAAUCCACCAAUGUAAGCAAGAUAUCGGACGGUGGCGAUCGCCGGCCGUCAAGCUGGAGGUCGGCUUCUCCGAUAAGCAGAUAAUCCUCAACCAACUACUUAACAUCUCUUUAUACCCCGCACUC
Molecule: messenger RNA, 1995 nt
Organism: Talaromyces stipitatus ATCC 10500
Lineage: Eukaryota; Fungi; Ascomycota; Eurotiomycetes; Eurotiales; Trichocomaceae
Exons: 2
Coding region: 1-1635 (544 amino acids)
Source: RefSeq, a predicted model, not a curated record